This is a messenger RNA of Westerdykella ornata, 1603 nucleotides long. RefSeq names its product casein kinase-like protein I isoform delta. The transcript is spliced from 4 exons. Gene Ontology annotation, cellular component: nucleus; cytoplasm. NCBI's taxonomy places the organism in Eukaryota, Fungi, Ascomycota, Dothideomycetes, Pleosporales, Sporormiaceae. Gene Ontology annotation, molecular function: ATP binding; protein serine/threonine kinase activity. Gene Ontology annotation, biological process: endocytosis; signal transduction; peptidyl-serine phosphorylation. The coding region runs from base 380 to 1453 and encodes 357 amino acids. The record is from RefSeq and is a predicted model, not a curated record.
CGCCGGUUGUCGUUGGGCUUCGUCCGCCAUUCACGCACGCCCUGUAAGUCAACUAGCCCCGGAUUUUGCGUGCCUCCCGCCACCACCUCACCCACUGCUCCAUCACUGCCUCGCUUCUACUUAAGGACCAAGAAGAACACCACUCUUUGCCUCCUUUUCCUCCUCUCCUCUCUCGAUUCUACUCUCUCUUCGCUCCCCUGUCCGCUACUCGCUAGCGCAGCCGGCUGACACACCGCCUCGUUGGCAAAGUCCCCGCCUCGUCACUGACCGGCAUUUCCCAGCCUGAACACCACCGCAUAACCUCCCGACCGACGACUCCUCUACAACUCCGACAGGAACGACGACAGGCCAACCUCCUCAAGGUUGAACCUCAGCAAACAUGACCACAAUGGAUCUCCGUGUCGGCAACAAAUACCGUAUUGGAAGAAAGAUUGGUAGUGGCAGUUUCGGUGAUAUCUACCUUGGCACCAACAUCAUCUCAGGCGAAGAGAUUGCCAUCAAGCUCGAAAGCGUCAAGGCCAAGCACCCACAACUCGAAUAUGAGGCUCGCGUCUACAAGUCCCUGGCUGGCGGUGUCGGCAUCCCCUUCGUCCGCUGGUUCGGAACCGAAUGCGACUACAACGCCAUGGUUCUGGACCUCCUCGGCCCCAGUCUGGAGGACUUGUUCAACUUCUGCAACCGCAAAUUCUCCCUCAAGACCGUCCUGCUCUUGGCCGAUCAGCUCAUCUCUCGCAUUGAGUACAUCCAUGCCAAGUCGUUCAUCCACCGUGACAUCAAGCCGGACAACUUUCUGAUGGGCAUCGGAAAGCGUGGCAACCAGGUCAAUGUGAUCGAUUUCGGUCUGGCCAAGAAGUACCGUGACCCCAAGACUCACUUCCAUAUUCCUUACCGUGAGAACAAGAACCUCACUGGCACUGCCCGUUAUGCAAGCAUUAACACCCACUUGGGUGUCGAACAAUCCCGCCGUGACGACAUGGAGUCGCUCGGAUACGUUAUGCUCUACUUCUGCCGCGGAUCUCUGCCCUGGCAAGGUCUCAAGGCUGCCACCAAGAAGCAGAAGUACGAUCGUAUCAUGGAGAAGAAGAUGACAACCCCUACCGAGGUCCUCUGCCGUGGAUUCCCUAACGAAUUCGCCAUUUACCUUAACUACACGCGCUCACUCCGUUUCGAUGACAAGCCGGACUACUCGUACCUGCGCAAGAUUUUCCGCGAUCUCUUCGUUCGUGAGGGCUUCCAAUACGACUAUGUCUUCGACUGGACCGUCUACAAGUACCAGAAGAACGCUGCUGCCAUCGCUAACGCGAAUGGCAAUGCGGGCCAGAAUGAAGAGGAUGACAAGAACGGUCGUGGACGCCACGUCACCACCACGAACGCUGCGAACGCCGGUACUCCCGCCGCUAACACCAACAAGCGUGGACCCGUCGUAGCACGUCAAGAAGGCACCGGAAUGUGAGUUCGACAUAUCCGAUCUUAGUAAGGGACUCCUCUCCUCUGCGUUUAGUGUUCGUUCAUAACGCUCGGCGCGGGGGAUUGCCAGCUUCAGACCUUACUAACAUCUGUUCUCAUGUUCAGGCAGCUUCGUUCGUCUAACAAGCGUGGCGGU